This is a messenger RNA of Drosophila nasuta, 1412 nucleotides long. RefSeq names its product mitochondrial single stranded DNA-binding protein (gene mtSSB). NCBI's taxonomy places the organism in Eukaryota, Metazoa, Arthropoda, Insecta, Diptera, Drosophilidae. Gene Ontology annotation, biological process: mitochondrial DNA replication; positive regulation of helicase activity. Gene Ontology annotation, cellular component: mitochondrial nucleoid. Gene Ontology annotation, molecular function: single-stranded DNA binding. The record is from RefSeq and is a predicted model, not a curated record.
CCGCAGUAAGUUGGUUGUGUUAUCGAAAGAACAGCUGUUGCUAGAAAUUAAACUCGCAUUGCCGCUGGAUAAAGCACGCUGAGAAAAUGAUGCAACAAAGUAAACGCAUUUUGACGCCAGUCCUGCAGGGACUCCGGAAUCUGUCGGCACGCGGUGCUGCCACAAGUACAUCAAGCACAGCACCCGCCAAAAUUGAAAAAACUGUCAACAACGUAACCAUAUUAGGGCGUGUGGGCGCAGAUCCACAACUGCGCGGCUCUCAAGAACAUCCAGUGGUCACAUUCUCCGUUGCCACUCACACCAACUACAAAUAUGAGAACGGCGACUGGGCUCAGCGCACAGACUGGCAUCGUGUAGUUGUCUUCAAGCCAAAUUUGCGUGAUUCCGUGCUGGAGUAUCUGAAAAAGGGGCAGCGCACAAUGAUCCAAGGCAAGAUCACCUAUGGAGAGAUCACAGAUCAACAGGGCAACCAAAAGACCAGCACCAGUAUCAUUGCCGACGAAGUGGUCUUCUUCCGCGACAUCAAUAACUAACAUAGCAUAUAACCAAAAAAAAGAUAAUCCCACUUAAUCCUAUAGACGUAAGAACAAAAGUUGAACUUGGUUUGCAUUUAAUUACAUACCCAUACGCAUAUGUAUAAUAUUCAUAAAACUUGAAAAGAUAAUGCUGUGACUAGGAUUUAUUUAUAGUAUAUAUCGUUGAUGACAUUGGCCAUCGUUAAGGUGCAUUUGGUAGUUAGGCUGCUAAUCUGCAUUUGUUUAGUUAUUUGGUCAUAGCUGUUGGUCACUUCUUUUGUCAUCGACUCCAGUUUGUUUAUUUCUUGCUCCAUUAAGACCAGAGACUUCCGAUGAUAGUCUAUAAUCUUUGUGAUCUACGGUUGCAAAUAUGCCAUAAUAUUCUUAUCUGAUCACUUUUUUUAAGUUCUUACCAUAUUAAUGGGCUUUAAAUGGGAACCAGCCUCAGUAUUAAAACGUUCAAUUUCAGCUUUAAGUAAAUUGGCCUGAGCUGCGGAACGGUCUGCGGAGAGAAGCAGCUUCAUGAGAACCAAAAAAACAGCUAUGUUUGAACGGCAUUGUGUUAAACUUUGGACAUUUCAUCGGAUCCAUGUACAUUGCCUCACAAUGCGAGAUAACUCUCUCUGCUUGAACUAAUUCAUUUUCAUUCUCCAUCAGCUCCAACUCCAGCUUAUAUACACAGUCCUUCAAUGUCUCCACAAACUGGUCGAUAAAAACAAGCUUACGGCGAAGUUGUUGUACAUAUGAAUAUUUUAUCUUAUAAGAAAGUCUUAUACUAUUAUCUCACUUGUUUCCCAUUCUCUAAGCAGAUCUUUUCUUGUUCGCGUAUAAAUUUCAAUUUUGUUUCGAAUUGAUUUUCGAGUUCUUUUGUAUCAUCAAUUAAAAUAGUAGAUAGCA